Messenger RNA from Salpingoeca rosetta, 1507 nucleotides. RefSeq lists its product as uncharacterized. NCBI's taxonomy places the organism in Eukaryota, Choanoflagellata, Craspedida, Salpingoecidae. The transcript has 7 exons. The record is from RefSeq and is a predicted model, not a curated record. Bases 175 to 1344 code for a protein of 389 amino acids.
ACCAACGUCCCUUCUGUCCGCAACAGAUGCGAGACGACCACAAACUACAAGACACUCAGCUCCAGCUGUGCGUCGCUUGUCUGGUCUGGGCUUGUCUCUCUUUGUCCUCACGUCCUCGGGUGUCACCUUGUCCUGCUCCCUUUCCCUUGCUCCGCUCCAAGUCUCCAUGUCUCCAUGUCGACCACAAAACAAAGCAGCAUGAGAUGGUUGAGCGUGCGGUUGUCGCUGGUGCUGGUGCCAGUGGUAAUGGCGGUAUGUGUCGCUGGUGAAGGUACGAUGGGAGAUGGACCGGCUGAGCAGAAGCCAAUCAUUGCAGCGGACGACCACGGCAACCUCGUGCUGCAGAGUGGACGCAAUGGCACCGUCUUGGUGGAGGCCAUGGACCUCGUGGAGUUGUUUGGACAAGUGCAAGCGAUAAAGGCGUGUGCAGCACAGGGAAAGCUGUUGAUUGAGGACAAGUGUGUGUCUCCGAUCCCUGGCAAGGAAGCACUCAACCCAGCAUCAAGCUGCGAAGAGCUGCGGCAGCUUGGCUUUGUCUCCGGUGUGUACUUCGUGAGGCACAAAGCGGAUGGCACCCGUCACGUGGUUUGUGACAUGAGCAGCAUCCCAGCCACAAACCUUGGCAGCAACGGCGACACACGCGAAAACGUUGGGUACUCGUGCAAGACGAUUCAAGAAAACUUUCCAGAGAAUGCAGACGGAACAAAGUGGAUCUCCAUUGGAGAAGCCGAGCCAUUCCAGGUUACAUGCAUGGACGGGUUCGUGGAGUUGGAUGUGCAGGGAAGCAACUUCUCCUCAACUGGGUGGAUGUUCUCCCAGCUGACGUUGAGAAACUGGUACAAGUGUGAUUGCUCCGCUGCCAUGGAGCGCCUGCAGGACUUAACCGGAGAGUGGUACAUCGGGACAAUCCCUGCGAACGUGGACACGCUGCAAUGCGAAGCGUACUUUGACAUCGCCUACAAAUCCGGUGGCCACGAUCUUACAGCUGAGCAAGUGACGCGCAUCUCCUCGCUAAGCAAGAGCAGGAGCAAUCGCAACUUUGACGUGUACACCACCUCCUGUGAUGAUGAUUUCGGAGCUGCGCCCAGUGGCCACUGGAUUGCCAUCGAAACAUUUCCGGGCAGCGGCAACUUCGAAACACAAGACUGCACGAGUGGCAACGCUGGCGACGCAUUCCAGUCCGCUCCAAAUCAGCCAUUGUCGCAUGACAUGGGCUGCUGUGACCACACAAUCACCAACAUCUUUGACUCGUUUCCGUUUCCCCUUCGUGCCUGUGCAUCCAUCAACUCGGGAGGUGGUGUCGCCCUGUCAUUCAGCGAACGUGUUCUCCGCAUUCAGGAGUGAGCGGUGUGGCGCUGCACUCAGUGUUCGUCGUUUUCGUUUACACGUGCAACUGUUACUGUCACUUUCCGUUCCUACCCUCCGUGCACGUGGUCUGACCCUUCGUGCUGUUACCCGUCCCAUCCCUUUGUACACCAAGCAAUGGAACCAAAAGCAAGCAACCGGC